ACUACAGCAAUUUCUUGCCAUAUCUUUGUAUCAGCGUCCGCUUGUGCUCGCCGUCAACCAAACAGUUUUAAUUUUCUAUUCGAAGUGUACGCUUUGUGCCGCGGUGCAACGGCGUAAUUAUCACACAGUGUGAAUUGUGUUCAAGUGGACAGACAAAAGCGGUGUUGGAUCUGCAUAGGGUCAAGCCAAAAUAAUAAUAAUAAAUAACAACAAAGAUAACGAGCAGGGCAAGCACACGACUCAGACAGUGGGACAGUGAGACAGUGAGACAGCGAGACAUUUCGCCACCACCCGUCCCAUCCGACGUAUGAAAUGCAAGUGUGCAAAUGUUUAUUGGUAAACAAUCAACAAACAAAAGUUUUUAAGUAUAAUUUUCAGUGAUUAUCAAUGCAAUAAUCUAAACAAAAAUCCAUUAGUGCCGAAACGAUAAAUAACGCAACAAAAAAAAAAAAAAGAAAAAAGAGAGAAAAAAGAGAAACAUGAAAAUCUCAUGAAAUAAACAGAUUUUGUGCUGUGACAAUUGAGAAAAUGCAGGAAACAAUUUGAAAUGAUUUGAUAUCGGAGCAAAUUCUGUAGUGACUCUGUAUAAAAAGCUGUGUUAUGCGCGUGGAAACUGAUUUCCGAAAUUUACUACUACUGAUCGUCACUGCCACAAACACAACGAGCACUCGGCCUAGCCACAGAGCAACGUCAAUGAGUUGUGUGAAAGUAUAAUUGGGUUGAGAAGGAAAAAGCAGAAAAGAUUGCAAAAAAAAAAAAGUAACAAAAAAUAACAAACAAAACGCAAACCGCAAUAACAAACGAAUACUGAAAUUCACGAAACGAGAAAAGAAAAUAUUACCGUUACGCGCGUACAGUUUACUGCCUUUUUUUUCGUAAACUUGCAACAUUCCCGUAUUAACCUUACCUUAGAACAAUUCAAAUACUAACAUAAGUUGUCCGCGUAAACCGUCAAAAUGUUUGAUGUAUUCGGCUCUGUUAAGGGGCUGCUGAAGAUCGAUCAGGUCUGUAUCGAUAACAAUGUCUUCCGCUUGCAUUACAAAGCGACGGUGAUCAUAUUGGUCGCCUUUUCGCUGCUCGUGACCUCGCGUCAGUAUAUUGGUGAUCCCAUCGAUUGUAUUGUCGAUGAGAUACCGCUUGGUGUUAUGGAUACCUAUUGCUGGAUAUACUCUACAUUUACCGUACCGGAACGUUUGACUGGUAUUACCGGUCGUGAUGUUGUACAACCUGGCGUCGGUUCGCAUAUAGAAGGCGAGGAUGAAGUUAAGUAUCAUAAAUACUAUCAGUGGGUUUGCUUCGUACUCUUCUUCCAAGCCAUUAUGUUCUACGUGCCACGUUAUCUCUGGAAAUCCUGGGAAGGUGGUCGCCUAAAGAUGCUUGUCAUGGAUCUCAAUAGUCCGAUUGUGAAUGAUGAAUGUAAGAAUGAUCGUAAGAAAAUAUUGGUGGAGUAUUUUAUCAACAAUUUGAGUCGUCACAACUUCUAUGCAUUCCGUUUCUUCGUUUGUGAGGCUUUGAAUUUCAUCAAUGUUAUCGGUCAGAUAUUCUUUGUGGACUUCUUUUUGGAUGGUGAAUUCUCCACAUACGGCAGUGAUGUAUUGAAAUUCACCGAAAUGGAACCCGACGAACGUAUCGAUCCAAUGGCGCGUGUCUUUCCCAAAGUCACCAAAUGUACAUUCCACAAAUACGGUCCAUCCGGUUCGGUGCAAAAGUUCGAUGGGCUCUGUGUGUUGCCAUUGAAUAUUGUCAAUGAGAAAAUCUAUGUAUUCCUAUGGUUCUGGUUCAUCAUUUUGAGUAUAUUAUCUGGUAUUUCAUUGGUUUAUCGUAUGGCUGUUAUAAUUGGUCCAAAACUACGUCAUCUGCUCUUGCGUGCCCGUUCCCGUUUGGCUGAGAGUGAUGAGGUCGAGACGGUGGCAAACAAAUGUAAUAUUGGUGAUUGGUUCCUACUGUAUCAGUUGGGUAAAAAUAUCGAUCCAUUGAUCUAUAAAGAAGUGAUAUCGGAUUUGGCGACUGCUGUGGGCGAUAAUGAGAGUAGCAAGCAACCAUUCGAUGCUUAGAUACUGAUGGCCGGCAAUGGCCCCUUCUUUUGUGCGAAUAGCAACUUGAGUGCCACUGAAUACUAAAAUAAGAUGCUUCAACAACCUCCAGCACCAUAUACAUAAAUACAUACAUACAAUAUAAGCCACACGUCAAAUACAUAUCUACAAACAUUUAUAUACAAAAAAAAUGUUACACAAACGCACACAAAAGUAAUAAUACACACAUACAAAAACGAUAAACACCUACACACGCGUACACAAAAUUCUCAAUCAUUUGUAUACAGACACAUAUGCAUACAAGUACAUGAGAUGAGAUUCCUUUGCGAGCCAGCCAUACUAUGUAUAUCAGUGUGUUACAGCGGCGAUCUCCAUGCAAUUUUUUUUUCUUCAAAUGGCAAAUUGUUUUUUAAUCAGGAAAAAAUUGUAAAAUUUGCCAGUAAAGAGGCAUGUUGUGACACACCUAAGGAAAAGUGCUUGAAAAAUUGUUUAAAUAAGUUCGAUUCAAAAAAAAAAAAAAAUUAUAAAUAAAAAAUGAGACACAUUUAAGAAACCGCAUAAUAGCAUGUAUGUAUACAAAUGUUUUAUCUAAAAGCUAAGCAAUAACUAUAGACAAAUAAUGUAAAACUAAACAGAAAAAAAAAACAAAAAAAGCAAAGUCUACAAAAUAUCGAAAACAAACAGAACUGCAACAACAAUACACCAUUAAAAAAUAAUGCCUAUACAAAUCAAAAAUUUUGAAAAAAAAAACGUAAAGUUAACAUUCUUAAAAAACGGAUAAAGAGACAAAUCAUAAGUAUAAAGUUUAAAUAUUUUUCAAGAAUUUAUUUUUUUUACACUUAAAAGGAAAGAGAAAUAUUUUAGACGUAAAUAUUAAAAGAGCGAUGAAAUUAUGAAUUAGUCUUUUGCUAAUGACGAGUGUAAAGAAGAAGGAUAACGAGAAAAAA
This is a messenger RNA of Ceratitis capitata (Mediterranean fruit fly), 2980 nucleotides long. Its product is annotated as innexin inx2. Gene Ontology annotation, cellular component: gap junction; plasma membrane. Lineage: Eukaryota; Metazoa; Arthropoda; Insecta; Diptera; Tephritidae. The record is from RefSeq and is a predicted model, not a curated record. The transcript has 2 exons. Gene Ontology annotation, molecular function: gap junction channel activity. The coding region runs from base 957 to 2054 and encodes 365 amino acids. Gene Ontology annotation, biological process: phototransduction.